This is a messenger RNA of Photinus pyralis (common eastern firefly), 1665 nucleotides long. RefSeq names its product protein pygopus (gene pygo). Lineage: Eukaryota; Metazoa; Arthropoda; Insecta; Coleoptera; Lampyridae. Bases 210 to 1274 code for a protein of 354 amino acids. The record is from RefSeq and is a predicted model, not a curated record. The transcript is spliced from 7 exons.
CGAGUUGAAAGUCAGUCUAGCUCACUUCAGGUAGUUAAGUUUGUUAUUAUGAGUUUAGUGAAAUAGAAUUAUGUUAUCUUCAUUAUCCCAGUACCAAUAAUAAAAUUAGAAUUUAAGAUAAGAGAGUACUUGAAACUAAGAAAAUGUUAUGGCAAUGUAAAGACCCCUAUGGUAGUCAAUUCUAGUACAGUGGGUACUAUUCAUAAGAAAUGAGUCACUUGUCACCAUUUCGGCUGAACGUUCCAAAUUUGAGUACAGAUCUAUCGAGUAGUGCUUCAAAUCCUAAAAAACGAAGGAAGAACGUACAAACCCCCAUACAACAAAGUCCGAAUGUACAAGAUCUAUUACCUCCACCUCUAUCGGGUUAUGGCGAUACAAUAGUCGCGUCGAACCCUUUUGAUGAUUGCCCCAGUUCAGUUAGUAGUUUAAAUUCUGUUAGGGUUGGACCUGGUAUGGGAAUGCCUCCAAAUAUGGGUAUCGCGAUGCAUUCUAUGAAUAUGUGUCGACCGAUGGGUUCUCAGAUGCCGAUGGGCGGUCCACCAAUGAUCCACAGUCCGAAUGCACAUCAGAAUCCACAGAUGAUGAAUAGUCCUAUGAUGAUGACAGGUCCUAGAGUGAAUGGGCCAAUGGGAGCUCAAAUGGGGUCACAUAUGAUGUCUACUGCAAAUGGCUCUUCCAUUCACGCUAUUGCAGGGCCAAUGCAUAGUCCUAUGGGACCGGGCAUGACAGGUCCCAUGUCGGGCGUAGGUAACGGUCCGAUGAAUGCACCACUUUCUAGCCCAAUGGGCGGACCUGGCCCAAUCAGUGGUCCAAUGACUAAUGGGCCCAUGAAUGGCCCAAUGAAUGGAAUGAAUCCACAAAUGAAUGGACCAUUACCAUCAAACAUGGGGGUUAAUACACCUAAUGGAUCAAUAGGUGAUUAUCUAAGACCUCCUCUAAACAAUAACUUUAUGAUGACACCAAUGAACAGUAUGUAUUCAAAACCUAUGCCUGUUAGUGCGGGGAAGGUCUAUCCUGCAGAUCAACCUAUGGUUUUUAAUUCACAAAAUCCAAACGCUCCUCCCAUAUACCCAUGUGGAGUCUGCCACAAGGAGGUGCACGAUAACGAUCAAGCUAUUCUAUGCGAAAGCGGUUGUAAUUUUUGGUUCCACAGAGGAUGCACCGGUUUAACAGAGGCAGCUUUUCAGUUACUAACUGCUGAAGUGUAUGCAGAGUGGGUUUGUGACAAGUGUCUUGCAUCAAAAAAUAUUCCCUUGGUGAAGUUUAAACCUUAGCAUAUGAAUGAAAAGAAUAACUACGAAUAUCAUGCUUUGCAAGAAAUAAAGACUGAGUGUUUCCACAUACAUAAAAAUAGGAACACCAUUUAAGUACCACCCAAAAAAAUUUUUAUCAGCAUUUUCAUCUAGUAGUGCUAUUGCAACCAAUGUAAAUACUAUGCUAAUUUAUUUUUAAUCAUGGCGAGAUCAAGUAGUUAGACUUUAAAUGUGUUGGAAUCGUAAGGAUAAAUGUUUUAUUUGGUAUAAUGUUUCUUCAUUUGGCUAUUGAGUUGGCUUUUCAAUGCUAUUUGAUGGAUUUAGAAAUUCGAUUCCAACAUUUUACAUUUUGCGCAUUCAGGGAGAUCCAUAUAUUUUAUAUUGUUGUACAGUUCUUAUGAUAGUUGUGUAU